AUGACUGUCGUUUUAUCGACACAUCAGUUACAAAAACUGUCUGAGCACAAGUACAGUGCUGAAGGAACUUCUGUGUUGGAGCCAGGGUUUCAAGUAUUUUGGAGGUGGCUUGUUGAGAAAGUUCCCUUAUGGCUUGCACCAAAUACCAUAACAAGUGUGGGAUUAGCAGUCAAUAUACUGACUACAAUGAUAUUGGUAUUCUAUAGCCCAGAUGCAAAGCAUCACGUGCCAGGCUGGGCAUACAUUCUAUGUGGUCUAGGAUUGUUUAUAUAUCAGUCAUUAGAUGCUAUAGAUGGUAAACAAGCUAGAAGAACAAAAACUAACUCACCACUGGGUGAAUUGUUUGAUCAUGGCUGUGAUUCAGUGUCCACUGUUUUUGUGUUGAUGGGAACCUGCAUUGCCUUAAAGUUAGGAAAUCAACCUAAUUGGAUGAUGUUCGAAAUUGCUUCAGCUUCAUUUCUAUUUUAUUGUGCACAUUGGCAGACCUAUGUUUCAGGAACUCUGAAAUUUGGCAAAAUUGAUGUAACAGAAGGGCAAGUUGCAAUAAUUGGUUUAUAUUUUAUAACUGGUAUAUUUGGUGAACAUAUUUGGGAGUUGCCAGUGCCGGUGUUCGGAAGUUUAAAGUUUAUACCCAUCUACAUUAGUAUAGGAGGAGCAAUAUUACAGCUUAAUAACAAUUUUUCAGUUAUUUUAAUGAAAGGUGGAAUAGGCAGAAAUGGUUCUACUGUGGCGGGCACUAGUACAAUAUUUCCAGUUUUUCCAAUAUCUCUAGUCCUUAUAUUAGAAAUAAUCAUACAGAAUAAAUCCCCAACUUUUAUUUAUCAUCAAUACCCAGCUUUAUAUUUACUCAGUUUUGGUCUGCUGGCAGCUAAAGUUACCAAUAAGCUUGUUGUUGCCCACAUGACAAAAAGUGAAAUGGAAUUGUUUGAUUUAGGGUUAAUAGGCCCUGGAAUGUUAUUUUUAAAUCAAUAUUUUAAUUGUAUCAUAAAUGAAUAUAUAGUUUUAUGGCUGUGUUUUAUAUGGUGUUUGUUUGAUCUAAUAAAGUAUUCCACUCAUGUUUGUAUUGAAAUAUGUGACUAUUUGAAUAUCUAUUGUUUUACUAUUACCAGUACACCAAAACAACAACAGAAAGGAGGUCAGAAUGGAAAAAAUAAAUCUUUUUAA
Messenger RNA from Lottia gigantea (owl limpet), 1164 nucleotides. RefSeq lists its product as hypothetical. Bases 1 to 1164 code for a protein of 387 amino acids. Gene Ontology annotation, cellular component: Golgi apparatus; endoplasmic reticulum membrane. The record is from RefSeq and is a predicted model, not a curated record. Gene Ontology annotation, biological process: phosphatidylethanolamine biosynthetic process. The transcript is spliced from 8 exons. Gene Ontology annotation, molecular function: diacylglycerol cholinephosphotransferase activity; ethanolaminephosphotransferase activity. NCBI's taxonomy places the organism in Eukaryota, Metazoa, Mollusca, Gastropoda, Lottiidae.